Molecule: messenger RNA, 4164 nt
Organism: Leptosia nina
Lineage: Eukaryota; Metazoa; Arthropoda; Insecta; Lepidoptera; Pieridae
Source: the annotation of a GenBank genome assembly
AUGAGCACCUUUAAGUUUAGUAUCCCCCUGCAAAAGGACGAGCUAUUGGAAUGCCAUGCAGGACAAUAUCACGUUGAAGAUGUUGUGCCUCCUAGAUUGCUCUUAUCUAAAUUUCAAGACGCUGCACGAGCUUACAACGCUGAUGGUGCAGACUACAUACUAGACCACUUUGACACAUACUUUUCUGUACUAGUACAUGGGACAAAACUCGAAUGGAACGUCAUAAAUAAAGGCUAUGAUCAUAUUCUAAGAACUGUGAAGAAUCUAUCUAAUACACUAGAACCAAUCCUUCAAGAGUUAGAAAUUGAUAGCGAGGUUCGCAAUAAAAACUUGAAUAUCGUUAAAAUGGUUGUAUACUUAUUUACCCAAAUAAUAAAAACUAAAGAUACCAAGUUGGCAGCAGAUAAUUCCACAAAGCUUACUUUGGGUAAGAAAAGCAAGAAGGCCACAGAUACGGAUGAUAUCUGCUGUUGGACAGAGUCAGACAAGCUUGCAGCUCUUGUGACUUUACAUCAAUUACUACAACAACCACUGUCACGUCUUUGGGAUCCACCAUUGGCUGAACAGGAUUUUGUUUCAAUGAUUGUUGAUCCCUGCUAUGGGGUAUUAGAAGACCAGGCAAUAAAAAACAAGACAGUCCGUGAAACUGUUUUUCAGAUAUUGGGUUCCUUGAUAAAACGGUAUAACCACGGCACUGCCUGUCUGAUUAAAUUGGUCCAGAUAUUGCAAAUGCAUGAACAUGCAGUAUCUCCAAUCUGUGCAGGUGUAGUGCAGUUGACUAAAGAUUUCGGAUUAGGUACAUUUGCCCCACAAAUGGUCCGUGAAAUAGCAGAAGCCUUAGCAUCAUCCGAGGAAGAGAACAGUGCUGGCACUGAACAUGGCGCUGCAAAAAACUGUGGAGCCUUCUUACUGGAACUCACUAAGGAGUUGCCGAAGGAGAUGACUGGUGCUAUGGCCACUAUACAGCCAUAUUUGGAAAGUGAUGAGUCCUACACAUUGAGAAUAUGCAUUCUUGGUAUGAUGAGCGAAAUACUGGUUGUAGAAUUGAACGGCGAAGAUCUAAACAAUGAACAACGAAUACAAAGAGAUGACUUCCUCGAUGAUUUGUACGAGCAUAUGCAUGACCAGUCCGCAUAUGUUAGACAUAAGGUCCUACAAUACUGGAGCAGGCUUCAAAAGGAAACGUGUGUACCUGUGGUACGACAGCAUACUGUGAUGGAAAGGGCCAUUGGUAGGUUAAAGGACAAAGCAGCUCUGGUGAGGAAAGCUGCAAUUCAACUUAUCAAGAUAUUUUUGGAAUGCAACCCAUUCUCCGCGCAACUAAAAUUAGAUAUAUUAAAAGAGCAAUUAGCGACUGAAACGAAGGUUCUGGAGGGUCUUCAAAAGAAAUUAAAUCCCGACCCAGAUCCUGAAUUAGUUGAAAAAUGGAAGUUAAUAGAGAAAGAUGUUGUUAAAACUAUACAGGAAAAAAUGAACACAUUAACUCAAGACGAAGCGGAAUUAUCGCAAUCCACCAUAGACAACUUGAUACAAGCUAUACGCGCUAGCUUAAGAAGCGAAGAUUACUAUAAGGCCUAUUUAAUAGUUAAACACGUGGAAAGGCUGUACCCUGGAGCCAGGUUGCUCAGAUGCAGUAUGCCCAAAAGUGGUCAGCUCGAAUAUUUCGUAGCGCUAUUACGAAAUAUGUUUAUCACCCCCGAGAAACCAUCAGCAACAGCCCAGCAAUGCGAAAACGAAUUAGCGAUUCUGAAACGUCUCGAAGAAAAGGAGGGCGUGGUCGCUUACCUGCAAGAGUCCGUGUACUUCUGCCAAUUGAUAUCUGAAGCUAUCCCGAUAAUAAACUCGUUGCUGUCUUCGAAACAAGCCGGUGAUGUGAACGAGGCGAUAGAUUUCUUCACCGCCGCUUAUCAUUUCAAUAUAGACUCCGCCAAAAUAGGCAUAUCUAAUAUGCUGAUACUUGUGUGGUCGAGGGACCAAGAUAAACGCGAAGCUGUCGAGCGUGCAUAUCGCGAAAUGUAUUUGGAGUGCGAUAACAAAGCGGAACGCGCUCGCGCAUAUACAAUUGCCAAGAACCUCGUCUCGCUCAUGUGGUACAUCGACAGAGGCUCCGCAUUUGCGCUAGAGCAUCUUAUUGAGAAAUGGGUGAAUAGGGGUGAUAUUUCUCCUGCAAUUAUACAAGUAUUUUGGGAGAUGUUCUUGAAAAAAAUCGACGGUACAACCGAUUCGGACAGUUACGCGGCUCUAUCCAUUUUAGUAAUGAUCGGAAACGCUAAGCCGUCUCUAGUGUUGGCUAAUAUGGAGGUAAUUCAAUCUCACGGUCUGACUGGGGAUUGCGAGACCAGAGAUCUGAGCGCGCAACUACUAUUAGCGCUAGCGAGAAAAGAGCAAAGAUAUCCAGAAGAGCAUCCAAUUUUCUUAGCCCUGCACAAUAGCUUAAUGGAAGCGUUUAUGGAGUUCGACGAAUUCGUCUCGUUCGCGGCUCAUUCUGUGGAAUUCAUUUACGCUGUAUGCGACACGCCCGAGACACUUUGUUCCAAGAUUUUAGUGGGAAUGUAUAGGAACAUCGAAAAAAAUAUUUUGGAAAAGGAAGACGAUAUGUGCGAUGUACAAACGGAGCGCUUGUUGCGUUUCGUGUUUGUACUGGGACACAUAGCGCUUCAACAACUCAUAUACCUUGAUAUAUCUGUGUAUAAUGAGCUGAGACGGAGGAAUCAGGUGAGAGAAGAGCGAAAAGCUGAAGAGAAGAAGAAAAAGAAAAAAAUUGGCGCAUUCGCAACGCCGGGCAAGCGCGGCCGAGUGGACGAUCUUCGGCGGCAGACUCUUAUGAACAUAAGCAAUGCGAGUGCUUCUUCACGAGGCCAGCGUUCAGCUAGCGUCACCUCCAAGACACCGACGGCGAACACAACAAUGACGGAGGAGGAAGGCCUAGAGGGCGCUGUAGCUGACGACGCAGACGCAGAGUAUGUGCGUAACGUGUGCGAGCGAGACAUCGUAGGUUCCGGUACUGCCUUGGCCCUGUAUCUCCCCCUUCUUAGGCACAUUCUAACUACACCGCGAUGUGUGGCUGCGCUGCAAGCUGCUGCAUCUGUCACUUUUACUAGAUUGAUGUUAGUGUCAAGUACGGUCUGCGAAGAAGGCUUACAAUUGAUGUUUACGAUCCUCAAGAGAUCGAAGAAUGUAGCUAUAAAAAAUAAUCUUGCGAUAGCCUUUGCUGAUCUAACAUUGAGGUUUCCCAAUCUCACUCAGCCUUGGACGCAACAUAUUUAUCACACCUUAAGCGAUGAAGAUUUGGACGUGCGCCAAUGUGCUGUAAAGGUGCUCUGCUUCCUAGUUUUACACGAGAUGGUGCGAGUCAAAGGUCAGAUAGCUGAUAUGGCCCUGUGUUGUGCAGAUAAUGACCUACGAAUCGCGGCAAUGACCAAACUGUUCUUCAAACAGCUAUCGCUCAAAGGAAACGCCCUGUAUAACGUCAUGCCCGACAUCAUAUCUAGGCUCAGUGAUCCAGAACUUAACGUUCCUGAGGAGACGUAUAGAGUUAUUAUGAAAUACAUCACAUCUCUCAUACAAAAAGAUCGUCAGAUGGAGGCACUGAUAGAAAAACUGUGUCAAAGAUUUAAACUCUCGACGGAAGAACGACAGUGGCGCGACCUGGCGUAUUGUCUAUCUCUGUUUUCAUAUAACGAGAGAUCGCUGCGCAAACUCAUAGAAAACUUGGAUUGCUAUAAGGAUAAACUGCAUUGUUCCGGCGUUAUGGAAUCAUUUUAUACACUAAUGAAUAACACUUCAAAGAUGGCGAAGGCUGAAAUAAAGACACUAGUAACAGAGUUAGGUGAUAAAAUUGAGGAGUGCUUUGCUGUAUGUAAAAAGGAAGGUGAACAGACAAACGAACAAAGGAAUGAUACCGAACGGACUGAAGCGCCUAAAGCCACGCCGCGAAGAAAGGCCGGUUCUAGAAGACAGCGAGUUAGCUCAGAAAGUCCGGACGAGAAUGAACCUCCUAACAUAGAGAAUACACCUCAAACAGUACGGAAGUCAAGAAGAAAGGCCGUACAAAAAAGAAUUACAGACGACUCGGAUGAAGAAGAAGAUGAUGACUUCGAAAAGAAGGAUGAAGAGGUCUUCAAGAAACCAACGACAAGAAAAGGGUCGCGUAGAAGAAUUUAA